This is a messenger RNA of Hirsutella rhossiliensis, 291 nucleotides long. RefSeq lists its product as uncharacterized. The transcript has a single exon. The record is from RefSeq and is a predicted model, not a curated record. The coding region runs from base 1 to 291 and encodes 96 amino acids. NCBI's taxonomy places the organism in Eukaryota, Fungi, Ascomycota, Sordariomycetes, Hypocreales, Ophiocordycipitaceae.
AUGGCCGAAGAUAACAACAUGCAGCCGGACGUCCUUAGCGCCCUGGUUGCCGAGAUACGAAGUUUGAGAGAAGAGAAUUCCCGAAGAAAUAACCAGUUUAAAGAACGGUUUAUUGCCCUGGAACUCCAGCAACACCAGCAAUCCCGUUCGUCUAAACUCCUAGAGCCGACGCCAUCUGUCACCCCGGCUGUCCCUAUCGAGGACAUCCAUGUAGUCGCCACUCACAGCCCUUAUCUAACCAAGCGCCCUAAAUUACGAGAUAUCCCGAAAUUCGGCGGCGAUAAGGCCUAG